Messenger RNA from Ylistrum balloti, 2538 nucleotides. Its product is annotated as NAD kinase-like. Bases 58 to 1308 code for a protein of 416 amino acids. Gene Ontology annotation, molecular function: NAD+ kinase activity. NCBI's taxonomy places the organism in Eukaryota, Metazoa, Mollusca, Bivalvia, Pectinida, Pectinidae. Gene Ontology annotation, biological process: NADP+ biosynthetic process; NAD+ metabolic process. The transcript is spliced from 11 exons. The record is from RefSeq and is a predicted model, not a curated record.
CCGACACAGAAGAACAAUAUCACAAGCAGAGAUGAAUCACGAUCAGUUCUAUUUAAAAUGGAUGAACAGUUACAACAGCUAAGCUUUGAAAAUGGACAUGAAGACUCCGACGACACAGCUUCAGAAUCAUUGAAACGAAGGCAACCUCGUCCUUUACAACGGAACAGGAGGACAAAGUCCCUGUAUGGUGUAAGUCCCAACUGCAAGUUUGGCCCAAAGGGAACUAUCUUAGAGAGCAGAGAGGGCUGUGUACUGACAAUACCUGACCCCAGAAACCAAAAGCUGACUUGGAACAAACCUCCCCUUACUGUCCUGGUAGUCAAGAAACUGUUUGAUGAUGGUGCCCUGACAGCCUUCCUCAGCCUUGUCAUAUGGCUUAUUAAGACUAAGAACAUGCUUGUAUUUUGUGAGUCCUCUGUCUUAGAAGAUUCCAUACUUCUUAUGGAUGAUAAGUUCAAGGAGAUACAGAAUAAGCUUCAGACCUUUAAUGGAGAAAAGGAUGAUCUCACUAACAAAGUGGACUUCAUUAUAUGUCUGGGUGGUGACGGUACACUACUAUAUGCCUCGUCAUUAUUUCAGUCGAGUGUACCACCAGUGAUGGCAUUUAACCUGGGAUCUUUAGGAUUCUUAACACCUUUCCACUUCAAUAACUUCAAAGAACAAGUCUCUUGUGUAUUAGAAGGGAAUGCAAGUUUACUAUUGAGAUAUCGCCUCAAGUGUAUAGUUAGCAAGAGGGAUGUUUCUUCACCGACAAAGUGUCCUGUGGCUACCCGGAUAGGAGCAAGAAUAUUGGUUUUCAAUGAAGUAGUAAUAGAUCGCGGGCAGUCAUCAUAUCUCACCAACCUUGACCUUUAUGUUGAAGGUCGUCUUGUCACCACAGCACAAGGAGAUGGCAUCAUUAUAUCCACACCUACAGGAAGCACAGCCUAUGCCAUGGCUGCUGGAGCGUCUAUGGUCCAUCCUAGUGUUCCCGCCAUUGUGAUCACCCCAAUCUGUCCACAUUCCUUAUCCUUUCGACCAAUAGUGGUGCCUGCAGGCGUGGAAAUAAAGGUGAGCGUAGCUCCAGAUUCACGGAAUCCUGCAUCUGCAUCUUUUGACGGCCGUGAUCGGCAGGAGAUUACCCAGGGGGACAGUGUUAUCAUAACUACAGCUCAGUAUCCAGUACCAUCUGUGUGUUUUAAAGAUCAAAUGGAUGACUGGUUUGAUAGUUUAGCAGAAUGUUUACACUGGAACGUUCGUAAACAACAGAAACCUCUGGCCUCCACCCCAAGUGUGACCAGCUUAGACUCUAUAGACCUCAGUAAUUAGCAUUCCAAUAACCUAUGACCAUGGGUUGACCUUUAACCCCAAGUCAGCCUUGAACUUUGACCAAUCAAUUUAUUGCUGGCAAUAACUUUGUGACAUAUCGGUGCUAAACCAUUGACAGUUUUUCUGAUCUACACAAUAAAUAUCAGCCCUUAUUGAACCACAACAGAUAAAUGAAGAACAUGUAUAAAGGAGGCAUUUAUCAUGAAUGUGAAUUUUCAUUACACAGAACACUUUACAAAGGCAUUGCAUAUAUAGGAGGAAACAACACAGGAGUGGUGCGAUUUUCACUGAUGAAAAGCUGAAGUUGAUUCUUGAGUGAAGAAAAACAGAAAAAUGUGUAUUUGUUCCAUUUUCAUACCAGAUUUGUACUAUAAACUUUUCUACUAUAAAAUGAGAACUUGUUGACUUACCCUAUAUACAAAACUGAAUUUGUAUAUCUUGUAUAGAUUGUAUACUGUAAACAGAGUAUAGCUACCUGUCAGUAGAUAAUUAUUGUAUGAUAGGUUGGUACUUUAUUUAUCCAUUAAUAGGCCAAUGUCUUAUAUUAAGCCCACGCACAUUCAUUAGCAGUUUCAGUAGACAACAAAAGCUAUGUGAAUUCCCUGUAAUAAGCCCACAUCCCUUCACUACAGAGUGUGUUGUCCCCUUGGACUUAAUUCAGGAUAAUUACACUAUGGUAGAUUUACUGUCAGGUUUAACUGGCUUACUUAGGGAGAGUUCUGACCUACAAAGAAAAACUUUUAAUAGGAAGUGAGAGUGAUGCUUGUUCCAUAUGUUAAGGAAAUAUUUGCCCAGAUUUAUUUUUCAUCCUCUUGAAAAAAAAAUUUGCUGUCUUCAUCUCCUAAAAACAUCAAACUUUUACCGACCGUUUAUUUUGGCCCUAUUGGCAGAAAAGUGGCAAGUUUUCUUGUAUAAUAUAACAGUAUAACGAGUUAGGUAAAAUUGUUAUCACAGGGUAAGAAUCGACUGAUAUUUCUAAUAUUCGGAUAUAAAUUAAAUUACCCCGGGUAUGUGGAAGUAAAUUUAUGAAAAAUUGUGAAAUUGUUUGAUGUAUAAUUUAAGUGUAUUUGAUCGUAGACUUUUGUACUGGUGAUUUUAAAAACAUAACUCUUGUGUUUACAGUUUGAUUGAUAUGUGAAUUUGGUUUAGAGGCUAGAUGGAGAUCAUUGUAGUUACUAUUUCAAGUGAUGUUUAUGAACCAACUGUAUGAUUUUUUUUCCAAUUAAAACA